UUGUGUCUUUUUUAUUCCAGCAAGUCGUCGACAUGAUGUUACGUAUGAGGCGAGAACAGGGGGGUCGUGAACCCCAACUCACCCCCCAGAUCGAUAAUCUACUCAUCAUUGACCGCAAUGUCGAUCUGCUUACACCGAUGCUCUCACAGCUUACCUACGAGGGACUCAUUGACGAGAUUUUCGGCAUUAAUUGCACAAAUGUAAAACUUCCUGCUGAGAAGUUCAUGACCAAAGAACAACUGAAAGACCACACCAGUGACGUACCUCUGGAACCAAAGAAAAUAGUCCUCGACUCUUCGGACGAACACUUUGCCGAUCUUCGAGACAAGAAUAUUGACGCCAUCAACUCGCUCGUCUGCAAGAAAUUAAAACUUCUCUCUGCUCAAUUCGAUGAGCGCCAUGCUGCCAACACUUUGGACAAACUGAAACAAUUUGUGUCCAAGCUGCCACAUUUGACUGCUGUACGACAGGCUGUUGCCAACCAUCUUUCUAUUGUGGAACUGAUUAAGUCUGCAAUUAGCACUGAUGACUUCAUCGACUGCCACAGAACGGAAAAUGAUUUUAUCAAUGGCAUGGAUACAGACAAACCAAACCCCUUCAUUGAGGACUGCAUUGCCAGGGAAGUACCAUUACUCAAGGUACUCCGGCUCAUAUGUAUCCAGGUGUACUGCAACAAUGGACUGAAACAGAAGGUGUUGGACUUCUACAAACGAGAGAUUAUCCAGACAUAUGGUUUCCAGCAUCUGGUGACUUUGACGAAUCUGGAGAAGAUCGGUCUCCUCCGUACUCAGGGACAGAAGACGUACCUUACAAUCAGGAAAUCCCUGCGAUUGAUUGUUGAUGACGUUAACGAACAGAACCCCACCGAUAUAGCCCAUGUCUACAGCGGCUAUGCUCCUCUCAGCAUACGAUUGGCCCAGCAUUUAGCCCAGCCUGGUUGGCGGAGUAUCACAGAGGUCCUUAAGUUACUCCCUGGAAGUACAGUGGAGGAAGUUCAACAGAUCCCUGUGGCCCUACGUAAGAGACGGAGUUCCGUAACUUCAAACCAUUCCCAGAAGGUUACGUUGGUCUACUUCCUCGGAGGCAUCACCUACGCCGAGAUCGCGGCCCUUCGUUUCCUGGCUCAACAAGAUGACGGCAAUGUUGGUGGUACAGACUACAUAAUUGCCACGACCAAACUGAUUAACGGAAACAGCCUGCUGGAGUCUGUGAUGGAGAAAUUGGAACCAGCGAAAGUAAACCCAUUUUGAGUAUGACUAAAACAACCAUCAGCACUAACAGCAUGUAUAUAUAUGUGUGUAUAUAUAUAUAUAUAUAUAUACACACAUAUAUAUACAUGUAUAUGCUAUGCCCAGCAUGGAAGAUGGCUGUUAAACAAUGAGAAAGAUACAUACACACACAAGUGUGUGUUUAUAUAUACAUAUAUGCACUUGUACAUGUAUGUAUGAUUAUAUACACACACACUUAUGUGUGUGUGUGUGUGUGUGUGUGUAUAAUCAU
This is a messenger RNA of Octopus bimaculoides (California two-spot octopus), 1500 nucleotides long. RefSeq names its product vacuolar protein sorting-associated protein 33A. The record is from RefSeq and is a predicted model, not a curated record. Lineage: Eukaryota; Metazoa; Mollusca; Cephalopoda; Octopoda; Octopodidae. Gene Ontology annotation, biological process: vesicle-mediated transport.